UCCACGCUUUUUUUGCCGAGCUUCGAUCGUCGGGUUCUGCUUUCGGGCGUUUCAUUGCGAUGCGCAGUUCCUUGAGAUCUCUGGCUUAUAUCUCGAGAAAAGCUCUCCCUUUUCCGAUCCUCCUCGACGGUCUCUCCCUUCUUCCCUCGAGAAGAUCGAGCAAAUGCCGGCUCCACUCCUCGCAUCGACCCGCAAGACCGAGUCGCGCCAACCGUUCCUGCGGAGCGGCGAAGAGGCCGGUCAAGCCCAUUGCCCGCCAGAAUGUCGACCCAGAGACGUACAUGAGGGACAGAAUCGCCAACGUCUACAGGAUCCUCAAGUAUUCCACCUGGGACUCUGCCCAGGAGCAGCUUCAGAGGCUGCCCGUGAAGUGGGACUCGUACACGGUCAACCGGGUCUUGAAGACCCACCCGCCGAUGGAGAAGGCCUGGCUCUUCUUCAACUGGGCCUCCAAAUUGAGGGGCUUUAAGCACGACCAGUACACUCACACGACGAUGCUCGAUAUCUUCGGGGAAGCGGGGAGGGUGUCGUCGAUGGAGCGCGUGUUUGAGCAGAUGGUGGACAAGGGGAUUAAGGUCGAUGCGGUUACGUACACGUCGCGGAUGCAUUGGCAUUCCAGUGCCGGGGAUGUCGAUAAGGCGGUCCAGAUUUGGGGAGAGAUGAAGGAGAAGGGGUGUUGUCCUACCGUUGUGUCCUACACUGCUUAUAUGAAGAUUUUGUUCGAUAAUGAUAGGGUGAAGGAGGCUACUGAUGUUUAUAAGGAGAUGGUCGAAUGCGGCUGUUCCCCGACUUGUCACACUUACACUGUUUUGAUGGAGUAUCUUGUGGGUUGUGGAAAAUAUGAAGAAGCUCUCGAGAUAUUUAACAACAUGCAAGAAGCUGGUGUUUCACCCGAUAAAGCGAUGUGCAAUAUAUUGAUCAAGAAAUGUUGCAGGGCAGGGGAAGUGACUACGAUUAUUAAAAUUCUUCUCUUCAUGAAAGAAAACUGUCUCGUUCUUCGUCGUCCUGUUUUUCAGGAAGCAAUGGAAUUCUUGAAUAGUGCUGGGGAGAGUGAUGAACUUCUACGGCAAGUCAAUCGUCAUUUCUCUGAUGAAUGUGUGACAAAAGAAGAGACGGCUGAAUCCUUGAUAGAUGCUUCUGAUGUAUCUGUUUCUUCUGAAAAUGGGAUUCUUUUGCUUUUGUUGAAGAAGCAAAGUCUCAUUGCUAUUGAUCUUCUACUCUCUUUGAUGGAGGAUAAGAAUAUGUACUUGGAUGCGGCAAUUACCUCCACCAUAAUUGAGGAAAACUGUAGACGGUGUAGAGUAGAUGGUGCUUUAUUGGCAUUUGAAUACAGUAAGAAGCUGGGGAUUGGUAUUGAGAAAGGUGCAUAUCUUUCACUUAUAGGUUGCUUAAUUAGAUCGAAUGAAUUGGGGAGAAUGGUAUUAGUAGAUGCCAUUGAGGAAAUGAUGAGAGCUGGGCAUUCUCCAGGUUCCUAUCUAGCUUCACUUCUAAUCUAUCGACUAGGCCGUGCUAGAAGACCUACGUAUGCUGUGAAGGUCUUCAAUCUAUUGCCACAGGAUCUUAAAUCGGUUGCUUCUUAUACUGCUCUGGUGGGUGUGUACUUCUGUGCUGGGGCUGCUGAUAAAGCACUUAAAGUGUACAAAAGCAUGAGAAAGGAAGGAAUCCGUCCAACAUCAGGAACUUAUGAUUUGCUGUUAGCUGGUCUAACAAAAAGCCGAAGAGAUUUUGAAGUGGAGCUCUUCAAGAAGGAAAGGAAGAGUUGGUUAAGUGACGGUCGUGCAGAAGAUAGAGUCUCCACAGAGGAAAAUAUAUGUGACCUUCUGUUUGCUCGUGAUGCUACCUCUUGACAUCCUACUCGGAAGAUUUAUCUGCAGCCAGCUCUCUCACGGAUCGGAUACCAGCUUCCAAAGGAUGAUAGGUCAAUGAUGGUAACAUGAUGGGUCCCGAAUGCUUUGGCUCGCCCGUGCUAGAAUGCUCCCUGUAUAAGUACUUGGUGAUUGGUCAUGCUACCCAACUUAGCUCCGAUCCAUGACCCUGAAGACACUCCAACUACUUGCAUAGACAACUGAAGAUCGUUGCAACAAGAAUCUCGGCUACCACCCUGUUCCCUCGGCUCCCAGUACUGUGGAGCUACAAAACAAAGGUAUGGCCCCAUUUACAGUGAUCUUCUGGUGCCGCCUCAAGCACACAGGAGAGAACCUUAGCAAGUAAUUGAGGACAUCAAAGUACAAGGGAACAACAACCAAGAGAUAUAUGUAACCAGGCCCAUCUCAGUGCUAAGUAAAUAUCGUAGACGCUGUGUCGCCGCCUCCAGAGGGACUGAACUCGGGCUAUUGGUAAUUUAAGAUGACCACGCUGCCACUGCUGCGGAGAGUUGCUGUUUAAGAUGGCUUCUCAGUUAAUUAGCCAACUCCCCCUCCCUCAGAACAAGAAGCUCACCAUCCAAUAUAUCACCAGCGACAGGAACAUGCAGCUUUACAGGAACGAUCUCGUCUUGAUUUUGGUUCUGAAUCAGCCAUCAUCUUCCAAUUGUAUCCAUGCCAUUGAGCUGCAUAUGGGGCACAAUGAAUCAAAUCCCUGCGCCACAAAGAAAAGUUAUGCUGUUGCGUUGCAAUUGUUUCUAUUCACCCGUCAAUUUGGUCAGUUUAUAUGAUCUGUAAAUGAUAGGCACCUGAUUGUGUGGAAAGUAAUUGCCUCGCUUUAACUUGCUUAAAUAAAACUCGACGUCUUCUUCAUUUUGUCUGUAAAUGAGGAUGCCUGUAGCCUCUGUUCUGAAUAACGAAUGCCUACUCAACUUUACCG
Molecule: messenger RNA, 2802 nt
Organism: Rhodamnia argentea
Lineage: Eukaryota; Viridiplantae; Streptophyta; Magnoliopsida; Myrtales; Myrtaceae
Product: pentatricopeptide repeat-containing protein At2g01390
Exons: 4
Coding region: 60-1847 (595 amino acids)
Molecular function (GO): protein binding
Source: RefSeq, a predicted model, not a curated record